Tigriopus californicus is the source of this 1478-nucleotide messenger RNA. RefSeq names its product E2F-associated phosphoprotein-like. Gene Ontology annotation, biological process: positive regulation of cell population proliferation. Gene Ontology annotation, cellular component: nucleus. The transcript has 2 exons. Lineage: Eukaryota; Metazoa; Arthropoda; Copepoda; Harpacticoida; Harpacticidae. The record is from RefSeq and is a predicted model, not a curated record. The coding region runs from base 122 to 976 and encodes 284 amino acids.
GAGCAGCAUUGCCCAAAAUCUUAUCAGCUGAAACAUGGGACAAAACAAAACCAUCAAAAAGUUCUCCCCGUGAAUUCCACUGUGUGACUAUUGUUGGAUUGUUGGUUUGGUAAUAUUAUUAAUGAUGGAACUUGAAUCCAUCAUGCCGUUGACUCAGCCUGUGGCGUCUCGUGGGCUUCGUUCACAGCGAAAGGCCAACCGACAACCAGGUGGCCCCAACCCGUUUGAAGUUGUGGACGAUGUAGUAGAUCCAGAGGAUUCUUUGAUGGCCGACCCAUUCGAAUUAGAGAUGGAAAAUGAACUCGAGCAACGGGCUCAGCACGCCCAAAAGGCUCAAGGUUGGACUGAACCCUUGAAAGGGGAAGACCUUGAUCCUGGUCCGUCCUCGUCUUCGGCUAGCGGGACGUAUGAUCCAAUUUAUUUCGACUCGGAUGAUGAGGACCAUGAUAAGGACAAAGAGACGGAGAGCGAAAACCAGCCCGAAUCUUCCUUGGCCACGCCAUCCAAGCGGAAAAUGAUGUCCAAUGACGAGCUUCUCUACGACCCGGAUCAAGACGACCGAGAUCAAGCUUGGGCCGAUAGCGUCAGAAAGCAAUACCUGCCUGAUCAGCAUAGACUAUUGGGCCCAUCUCAAUCGUCUAAAGCCACGCCCCUGCCGAACAGCGAUGCUGUGCUCAAUUGUCCGGCUUGCUUCAAUGUACUCUGCUUAGAUUGUCAGCGGCACGCUCUCUAUGAAACGCAGUACAGAGCAAUAUUUGUCACCAAUUGUUCGGUGGAUCUGACGCAGAAACUCAAAUACCCCAGGGCCAAGACUGGAUCCAAGAAAAAGACCAAGGCUUUGCCAGAACUGGAAGCCGCAGACUCAUCAUCUGACGAAUUUCAUCCGGUCAAGUGCGAUCAUUGCUCGACAGAGGUGGCCAUGUACGAUAAGGACGAGAUUUAUCACUUCUUCAAUGUCAUGGCCAGCCACGCUUAGUCGGCCUCUUCCUCUUCCUCCUCUCGCUGGAGGUCAUCCGAAUCCAUUAUCAGGUGCAGAUGAACAUUGGCAAUGAGAAUAUGGUCGCCCAAAAACAUCACCAAGAUCUUAUCAAGGGACGCCGUGGUUCGUGGCUCGAAAACCAUGACCACUUUGGUCCAGUACCCGCCUCGGUCGGUCUCAUCCUCGGGCACUUGCUUUCUUUGGGUGGCCAAGAUGCGAUCAUUCGAGUCUAAAAGCUUCAACAUUGUCAACACAGAGCUCGUCCUUAAAAAGAUGAGAAAUGAAUGACUGAGGUUCUGGAUCAACACACUGAAAGGAAGUGAAUCACCUUCCGCUAAAAAUGUAGAACCAGGCGGAGAAUCGAACCAUCGGUUUCAGGGCAUAGAUCAACCGCAUUGGAAUGCCGAGUUCUUUCAGGCUGUGAAUCACAAAUUUAGAUAUAACCUUUGGCUUGUUAUGUCAGACAUGUAUUUCCUCAAUAAGACUGUUACUUUCCUGA